AUUGUGAUGUUUUAUGAGCUGUUUAUCUGAAACUGUGAAGAAAAUGUUGGACGUGACUUUCUGUUUGUGCUUUUGGAGUCUGUUUGGUGUGUUUGGUGUUGAGACAGAUGUUUCAGUGUCAGUGAUGGAGGGAGAUUCUGUCACUCUAAAGAAUGAUGAUACUCAAAUACUGAGAGAUGAUCUGAUCAUGUGGACGUUUGGAUCUAAACAAAUCCUCAUUGCUGAAAUCAACAGAGAUGAUAAUAAGAUCAAGUUAUUUGAGGAUGUUUCUGAUGAUGGGAGAUUCAGAGGCAGAAUACAGCUGGAUCAUCAGACUGGAUCUCUCAUCAUCACAAACAUCAGAACUACAGACUCUGGACAAUAUAAAUUAUUCACCAUCAGCAAACGGACCCCACUGAAAAUAUUCACUCUUACUGUCUAUGCUCGUCUGCCGGUUCCUGUGAUCAUCAGAGACUCUUCUCUAUAUUCUUCAAGCUCUAAAUGUGUGUUGGUGUGUUCAGUGGUGAAUGUGACACAGGUGACUCUCUCCUGGUACAAAGGAAACAGUUUAUUGUCCUCCAUCAGUGUGUCUGAUCUCAACAGAAGUCUUUCUCUGGAGGUGGAAUAUCAGGAGAACAACACCUACAGCUGUGUGAUCAACAAUCCCAUCAGAAAUCAGACUAAACAUCUCAACAUUACUGAAGUCUGUCAGACGUGUUCAGUAGGCUUCGCCUGUGGUUGUGGUUUCACUGAAGCUGUGAUCCGAUUGAUCGUCUCUGGUCUGGUGGGCGUGGCUGCUGUUGCUGUGCUGGUUUAUGAGGUCAGAUCUAAAAGUGUUGGACAGAAGACGAGAGAGCAGACAUCAACACUCAAGUAAAUAACUGAUGAAUAAGAUAUUCAAUCAUCAGGACGCUAGAGGGAGACAUUCUUUAACAUCUGGAUCCAUUCAGAGCAUGUCAGCAAUUUCCUCUUCCCUCUCCAAACAUCCUCCAAACAUCCUCCAGACAUCCUCCAGACAUCCUCCAAACAUCCUCCAGACACCCUCCAGACACCCUCCAAACAUCCUCCAGACAUCCUCCAGACAUCCUCCAGACAUCCUCCAGACACCCUCCAAACAUCCUCCAGACAUC
Molecule: messenger RNA, 1109 nt
Organism: Xyrauchen texanus (razorback sucker)
Lineage: Eukaryota; Metazoa; Chordata; Actinopteri; Cypriniformes; Catostomidae
Product: SLAM family member 5-like
Exons: 4
Coding region: 14-856 (280 amino acids)
Source: RefSeq, a predicted model, not a curated record